ACUCUCUUUACUGCUCGUCCAGACUUCACUUGCGAACUACGCACAGAGCAACCGCCUGAUCUUUUCAACACACUCAACCAGAGAGUUCCUUCGAUACUAUCAAACAACUUCCGACGUAGAUAUCUCUCUUGAAAAUCUCUUCGGACUGUAUAAAGGAGAGCCGGGGUUUUCUAUAAGGAUGCAAUCGGUUGUCUGUCUUUUCGGUGCCUUCAUAGCAGCCGCUGUGUUUCAUCCAGGGAGCUGUGUGGAGACGGUUAUAGGUCUGUAUGGUGAGACCAUUGAAGUGCCAUGCAACAAUGGAACUAACAAGCCAAAUGGCCUUAUUUUCACCAAAUGGAAAUACGUGAAAGAUGACGGCUCUCCCGGCGAUCUUCUCGUGAAGCAGGCUCAGAAAGAUGAGGCAACUGUAUCCGCCACAGACGGCUACAAAAGUAGAGUUAGCAUCGCUGCCAACUCCAGCCUCCUGAUUGCCCGAGGCUCACUGGCCGACCAGAGAGUUUUCACCUGCAUGGUGGUGUCUUUAACCAACUUAGAGGAAUACUCUGUGGAAGUGAAAGUUCACAAAAAACCAUCAGCCCCUGUAAUCAAAAACAAUGCGAAAGAACUGGAAAACGGCAAACUGACGCAGUUGGGGGAAUGCGUGGUAGAGAAUGCCAACCCACCAGCAGAUCUCAUCUGGAAGAAGAACAACCAGCCCCUAGUGGAUGACGGCAAGACGAUCAUUAUCACGUCUACUAUCACCAAGGACAAAAUCACAGGUCUGUCCAGUACUUCUUCCCGUCUGCAGUACACAGCCAGGAAAGAGGAUGUAGAAUCUCAAUUCACCUGCACAGCAAAGCAUGAGAUGGGCCCCGACCAGGUUUCAGAACCCGAGACCUUCCCAAUUCAUUACCCUACUGAGAAUGUGAGUCUACGGGUUGUUUCUCAGAGCCCUAUUAGGGAAGGUGAUGAUGUGACACUGAAAUGCCAGGCGGAUGGAAACCCACCUCCUACCAGCUUCAACUUCAACAUUAAGGGCAAGAAGGUCACGGUGAUGGACAAGGAUGUUUACACUCUGACUGGCGUUACCCGAGCGGACACUGGCAUUUACAAGUGCUCCCUGCUUGACAACGAUGUGAUGGAGUCCACUCAGUUAGUCACCGUGAGCUUUCUGGAUGUAAGCCUCACUCCUACAGGCAAGGUGUUAAAGAAGCUCGGGGAAAACUUGAUGGUGUCGUUGGAUAAGAACGCCUCUUCUGAAGCAAAAGUGACAUGGACUAAGGAUAACCGUAAACUAGACAAACUGCCCAACUUCUCGAAGUUGACAUAUAGUGAUGCAGGCCUCUAUGUGUGUGACGUGUCCAUUGAAGGAAUCAAACGCAGUUUGUCCUUUGAGCUUACUGUGGAAGGUACUCCUAAAAUUACAAGCCUGACAAAGCAUCGCAGCAAUGACGGCAAACACAAAGUCUUGACAUGUGAGGCAGAAGGUUCACCUAAACCUGACGUGCAGUGGAGUGUCAACGGAACUAACGAUGAAAUGUCAUAUGUCAACGGGAAGGCCACAUACAAACUGACCGUAGUGCCCAGUAAGAACCUCACCGUCAGCUGUCUUGUGACCAAUAAACUCGGAGAAGACACGAAGGAGAUCAGCGUGUUUUCUCUAUUUGAGGAGGACACGUCCAAACCAGAGAAAAACGAAGACGGCGCCGAGCAGGCCAAAGUGAUUGUGGGUAUUGUUGUUGGACUCCUUGUAGUUGCUGCUUUGGUGGGACUCACCUACUGGAUCUAUAUCAAGAAAACAAGACAAGGCAGCUGGAAGACCGGCGAGAAGGAGGCAGGCACUUCAGAGGAGAGUAAGAAACUGGAGGAGAACAAUCAUAAAGCAGAUGUCUAAAAGAGAAGAGAGCCGUCAAAGAA
Messenger RNA from Cyprinus carpio (common carp), 1896 nucleotides. RefSeq names its product activated leukocyte cell adhesion molecule a (gene alcama). The record is from RefSeq and is a predicted model, not a curated record. Gene Ontology annotation, biological process: cell adhesion. Lineage: Eukaryota; Metazoa; Chordata; Actinopteri; Cypriniformes; Cyprinidae. Gene Ontology annotation, cellular component: plasma membrane.